GGCAAAGAGCUAGCCGAAUUUAUGCAACCGAAAAUGAGAAAGAACUCGUUUCAAUUUACAUAAGAAGUAGCCCCGCGUGGUUCGAGGGUCACUCGUCAGUGUGUCUGUAGGUUUCGAUACGGGCGCCGUUGGUUGUGUUUUGUUACUUCAACAGAUCGCCGGUGUGUACGAUAUCAAUAUGUGUGAGCGAUAUGUUUUUGUUGUCGUACUACUAGCGGUAGUGACAUCUUUCGUCAGCGAUUGCAGCGCUAAAAUUGCACCUGACUUCAUCCACCCCUGCAACAGUACGGAGCCGGCUUGCCUCAUUAAAGCAACUAUAGAUGCGAUUCCUGGAUUCGCCAAGGGCUUGCCAUCGCUCGGUGUACCUUCUUUAGACCCCUUUGUCAUUGAUGAGUUACCGAUACAGCUGCCUGGCAUCAAGGUUACGUUCUACGAAGGCAAAGUCACCGGAUUGAAAAAGUGUGAAGUGCUUAACGUCGAAGCCUACUUGGAGAAAAAUGUAUUUAUAUUGGAGGUACGUUGCAACAUCACGAUCAAAGGGAAAUACACGGCUGUUGGUAGAUUAUUACUCUUCCCCAUCAACGGUGAAGGAGACUGCAAAAUUAAAAUUGUAAAUUCAAUUAUUAAGUUGAAUAUUAAGACGAAGUACUUUAAAGAUACUGAGAAUCGCGAUCACUUCGGUAUCAAGAGCUACAGGUAUACCUUCGACUACGGGGAAAAAAUAAUCUACACCAUCACCAAUCUGUUCAAGGGCAACCCUGAAUUAAGUAACACUGUUCUGCAAUUCCUGAAUGAAAACUGGAGAGUUGUGACAGAAGAGUUCGGCAAACCGGUUGUGGACUACGCUCUCAACGUGACUGUUAGCACCGCUAAGAAGUUCUUCGACGCUGUACCAUACGACGAAUUACUCUAUGUACCUAUACCUAAAUACUGAUAAGUAUUAAACACGUUGUUGAGAAAUAUUGAAUAAGGAUUAAUAAUUUAAAUUAAUUAUGUCAUUCAGAUGCAACUUACAACUUUUCAUUUGUUUAGUUAUAUGUAGACAUUUUGUUUUAUUGGUUACUCGGUUCAAAGCUUUAGAAGUGACUUUCGAAACUGGAAAACAAAAACAAAAGAAGUUUGGUAAAAUUAAUAAUAAUAAUUAAAUGUAUAGGAAUGUAUGAACAUAAAAAUCGAACACAAGUAAUUCCACAAUUAAAAUUAUUUCACUGAGGGUUAAAUAAAAAUAAUACUCAAUUGGACAGGCAUAGAAACAGUUUACUUUUUAUUUUAAAGAUAUUUAUUGAGCUGCUAAUAAAUUAAAAAACAAUGUAAAAUUAUACUUUAAGUUUUAAUAAAAAUUAAAUAAAGUUGAUUCAAAAUAGAAAUACAUAGAAAAAUAAAUAGUAAGAUCAAUGGUCAGAUUAGUCUUGCUAGAUAUGUGGUUAAGAACUUUAUCGCUAGAUACACUACGAUACACACAUGAGAAAGAAAGAGAUGGUGAAUGUCGCUAUUUCGUUUAAAUUCAUGCACGGGGUAGCGAUAUCGUGCCUAUUAAUUACGGGUCUUCUCGACUCUCCAGGUAGCAGGACUCAGGUGGGGACCUCACAGCAAGCCCGUUCUAUUGACAAAUGCAAAUAUAAUUUCUAUAGAGAGCACUGUUGAGCGAAACAAGUGCCAACUCUUAAUUUGUUAGUGCAAUAAAUUAAACGCAUCUAUUUUUAAUAUCAAAAUUAUUUGUGAAAUAAUUCAUAUUAAUGUACAAUUUUUGUUAAAAUAAUUACUUAUAGGUACGUAAUGUAUGAAAAUUAUACAUAUUAAUUAAGUACCAAUGAAAAAUUUGUGAUGAACAAGGUAUUCUCUUAUUUUUAGUUAUACUAUUAGAAUGCUAGUUUAAAUGUAUUUUUAAAAUAAAUAAAAUUAAUAUAGGUACUAUUAUGUGAAAUUAUUUUUUCUAAGUUUAAAAUAAUAAUAAAAUUAUUAGAGUCAAAAAUCUA
Messenger RNA from Galleria mellonella (greater wax moth), 1976 nucleotides. RefSeq names its product protein takeout-like. The transcript has 5 exons. NCBI's taxonomy places the organism in Eukaryota, Metazoa, Arthropoda, Insecta, Lepidoptera, Pyralidae. The coding region runs from base 179 to 934 and encodes 251 amino acids. The record is from RefSeq and is a predicted model, not a curated record.